Messenger RNA from Cyphomyrmex costatus, 774 nucleotides. RefSeq names its product histone H3. NCBI's taxonomy places the organism in Eukaryota, Metazoa, Arthropoda, Insecta, Hymenoptera, Formicidae. The transcript has 3 exons. Gene Ontology annotation, molecular function: DNA binding; protein heterodimerization activity; structural constituent of chromatin. Gene Ontology annotation, cellular component: nucleosome. Bases 43 to 774 code for a protein of 243 amino acids. The record is from RefSeq and is a predicted model, not a curated record.
GAGGCGUUAGUAUCGUACUUGUGCAGUUAAGCGUUAUUCAAAAUGACUGGUCGUGGUAAGGGAGGAAAGGGAUUGGGAAAAGGAGGAGCGAAGCGCCACAGGAAGGUUUUGCGUGAUAACAUCCAAGGUAUCACCAAGCCAGCCAUUCGUCGAUUGGCAAGACGUGGCGGUGUCAAGCGUAUUUCUGGCUUGAUAUACGAAGAGACCAGAGGUGUCCUGAAAGUCUUUCUGGAAAACGUCAUCCGUGAUGCCGUAACCUAUACCGAACACGCCAAGAGGAAGACUGUAACAGCUAUGGACGUGGUCUACGCUCUGAAACGUCAGGGAAGAACUCUCUACGUGAAACAGGGACGCAAGAGCAACAUGGCAAGAACUAAGCAGACCGCUCGCAAAUCCACCGGUGGCAAGGCCCCACGUAAGCAGUUGGCGACGAAAGCGGCGCGCAAGAGCGCUCCCGCAACCGGUGGCGUGAAGAAGCCUCACCGUUACCGUCCUGGAACUGUCGCUCUACGCGAGAUCCGUCGUUACCAGAAGAGCACCGAGCUUCUGAUUCGCAAACUUCCGUUCCAGCGACUGGUCCGUGAAAUCGCUCAGGACUUCAAGACCGAUCUUCGCUUCCAGAGCUCGGCCGUCAUGGCCCUUCAGGAAGCUAGCGAAGCCUACCUCGUCGGCUUGUUCGAGGAUACCAACCUUUGCGCCAUUCACGCCAAGAGGGUUACCAUCAUGCCCAAGGACAUCCAGUUGGCCCGCCGAAUCCGUGGAGAGCGUGCUUAA